CGUUCCUCUGCUAGAAUCUGGACUGCAAUGUCGUCACACUAGCUCGCAUUUUCCAGUUUCCAUUUCAUCUUUUUUUUUCCACAGAGAACAAAAAGACUAUUCCCGGAUCCGUCACCUGUGCAUUUUGUUGCCGUAUCAGCUUUUCUGGAUUUCGGACCAUUCCUAUCGCAUCAGGGUAAUUUUUUUUAAAAUAGAACUUGUGAAGUUCUGAUUCUGACCUCCAAGAAUGGAAGAAGAGAAGAAGAAGAAGAAGAACAAGAACAAGAAAAAGAAGAAUAAGCAGAACAAAAUCACGGAUAAUGUGCCGAGUGGUGCUAGAGAGCCAGAUCAGAACCAUGUAUGUGAAUCACGUGAGGAUACUACAGAAACUGCAGAGUUGCAGGAUAAUGAUGCAGCAAAAAUCGAUAUGGAUUUAAAUCGAGAUCUUUCUGCUAAACCUUUAAGUCCAACUGAGCCAACUUUACUUGAAGGUGAUAAACAGUACUGGAUGGACAGAGAGGCUAUAUUUGAAGAGAAAAUCAAACAACUGGAGAAAGAGAAGGAAAUGCACACAGUGAAAGCGGCUAGUUUUGAAGAGAAAAUUAAACAACUGGAGAAAGAGAAGGAAGUAUAUGCAGAGAGUGAGUGUAAAGUUGAAGAAAGAAUUACACAACUAGAAAGUGAAAAUAUCAUUCACAUCCGCGAAGUGGCUAGUCUGGAGGAAAAAAUAUUGUUAUUACAGAAGGAAAAGGAUGUUCUGUUGCAUCGAGUGACUGUUCUUGAGGCUCAAAUUUCACAAUUAUGGAAUGAAAAGGAGUCCUGGCUCCAAAAGGAGGUGAGAUUGGAGGAAACAAUAAAACAUAUAGAGGAGGAAAGAGAUAUGCUGAUAGGAAAGGAGAACUUGAUGGAAGAAAUAGUUUCAAAGCUGAAUGCUGAUAAUGCAUUUUUACAAACACAGGUGAAGGAACUUGAAGAGUUGCAGAGAAGUUGUGUACUCGAAAAUCAGCUGCUGAAAGAAACUGUAACUACUCUGCAGUCACAAAUACAUGUCCACGCAAAGAGCGCUAAUAUUCCUUAUUCAUCAUCUGGGAGGAAUCUGGUAAACGAAUCGUGUAUCGAUGAACUUCAUCAGCAGGGAGGUCCAGUGAAACAAGACUCUCUAUCUUCUAAUUCCGGUCCAGUAGCCCUAAACGUUGAAUCUUCUUAUUAUAGCAAUAAUAAUACCGAUAGUUCAACUAUUGACCGUGAAAUCACAUGUGCCGAAGAUUCACUGGUUGAACCCACUCAGAUACUUCCCGAAUCUGAGGACACGACUCAGUCCAAAGAUGGCAGUAAUGACGGUACAAACAUCAAUCUAUCUGAUGAGAUCGAGACAAGUGAAAUAGUGCAAAUUCCUUUAGAGGAUGAUGAUGUUGUUGCUGCAACAACAGAAUCAGGAAGCAUUUCUGCCGAUGAGAACGCAGGGGUUCCUCUCUCUGAUGCGCCUCUGAUUGGGGCUCCAUUUCGCCUAUUCUCGUUUCUGGCCAGGUACGUUAGCGGGGCAGAUUUGGUUGAUAAAAGCUCAGGUUAGGUAUAGUAAUAAUAACUCUAUACAAAAAAAAAAGUACCCAUUCAUGCUUGUAAGAGUAGUGAUUUAGUUGCCAACACUUGUAGGAGAAAAGCCAAAAGCAUAUGGACCAUACAUGAUACAAACUAGUGAAUUUCUGUGUCAUUUUUUUUUUACUUUGUUUCUUUUUUACUCUUUUGUUGAAUGAAAAAGAGCCACUUUC
Molecule: messenger RNA, 1748 nt
Organism: Cuscuta campestris
Lineage: Eukaryota; Viridiplantae; Streptophyta; Magnoliopsida; Solanales; Convolvulaceae
Source: the annotation of a GenBank genome assembly